Molecule: messenger RNA, 1829 nt
Organism: Dicrocoelium dendriticum
Lineage: Eukaryota; Metazoa; Platyhelminthes; Trematoda; Plagiorchiida; Dicrocoeliidae
Source: the annotation of a GenBank genome assembly
CAGCCCCAUCGGUCGUAAUCACCACCCACGUACGCCCUGCACACAGAAUCGCUCGUAACCCUCAACCGAUUGCAUACUACACGCUCCGCUCGUUAGCUGUCGGCUUUGUUUUUUCCAUUAGCUUUCCUUCUGUCGUGGCAUCGGGAUGUCAGAUACUUACUCCAUUUUAAAGGAGGAUGUGCGUUCCUUCAUCAUAAGCUUUUGUGAACACAUCAGAGAACAAAACAUCGUGGAGAUCGAGAGUGACUAUCAGAUCAAGUUUCCAAGGCUUACAGAUCAAUAUUUCAUCAGCACUCGAUGGCCUACUGCAGACGUGAUAGCAAAGUUGGUGGAUGCAGAUCCACUUUUUCUCAUGCUCUACAAUGAGCUAUACUAUCGCCAUGUCUAUGCCCACGUCAGCACAAGUCUCUCCGUUGAGGAUAUGGCUCAGUCCUAUCUAAACUACUGCUCGUUAUUCAACGCUUUAAUAAAAUCCGAGAAGCCUCUACCUUUAGUGCUGCCUAACCAGUGGCUUUGGGACAUUAUUGAUGAAUUUCUGUAUCAAUUUCAAAAAUUCUCCAAUUUCCGUGGCCGUCAGAAGCAUCGUCCAGAAGAUGAGGCCCAGCUGCGUGAAAAUCCGCGAAUAUGGCGCAUCCACAGCGUUCUCAAUGUGCUUUAUUCGUUAGUGGAAAAGUCCGGUAUUAACGAGCAACUGAGCUAUUACGCCAAACAAGGUGAUCCCGAUGAGAUCGCGGACGAAUUCGGCCGUUGCGUGCUCUACAAGAUGCUGGGCUUUUUCAGUUUGAUUGGACUCUGCAGGUUACACUGUCUGCUGGGUGACUAUUACACUGCCAUUAAAGUGCUGGAAAAUAUUAAAAUUAGCCGUUUAGAUAUGUACCACGAAGUUCCCACUUGCCAUGUCACCACCGGUUACUACGUCGGUUUCUGCUACAUGAUGAUGCGACGCUACAUGGAUGCUAUCCGCACAUUUUCGGCCACAUUAGCUUACAAAGCUAGAACUAUUGGAAUUGUUCAGCGGACUGAUUUACGGGAAUAUGUGCAAAAACAGUCGGACCAGAUGUCCAGUCUCCUCGCCCUCUGUCUCACACUCAGUCCGCUCUCCACGGAUCAGGCAAUGGACACUGAUCGACGGGACAAGUUCUCCGAAACCAUGCUACGAUUGCAGCAGUUAGAUGAAAACGAGUUUGUCAGCUCCUUCGACUUGGGUUGUCCGAAAUUCAUCACUCCUGAGUCUCCACACUAUACUCGUUCGACCACUGGAGGCGAUGCGGUGUAUGCACUAGAACCACAACGUCAACAAAUGGAGCUGUUCAAAUUGGAAAUGAGCCAUCAGAUUGAGCUCCUUCGUUUGCGUUCAUUCUUGAAGUUGUACACGAACAUGCCGGUUUCGAAAUUGGCUGCAUAUUUAACCAUGUCUGAUUUGGAGGUGCAUAUGGCUUUGAUGGCUUGCAAAUACCGACUGCGAAUGAUCACCUGCCCUUCCGAUUCGAAUGCGCCAGAAACGAACGAAUCCGCUGGCGGAUACGGAGCUGCCUUCUCCAGUGCCGGUGCGCCGGAUUUGAGUGGACCACAACAACUCUUCGCCGAUUUGGACUUCUUCGUUGAUGGCAACCUGGUACACGUUGCCGACACAACAAUGGACAGACGUUUUUCCGAGUACUUUGUCCGUCACAUUGAGAUGUUGCAGCAGAUGAAUCAAACACUGGACAGUUUAGAGCGUCGUAUCCACGACAGCGCACCGCUUGAUCCUGUGGACUUCGCGAAGCUGCGUUGAUUACAUGUUGUAGCUAGACUUUGUACGGUCAAUACAAUGUGUUUGCAGCAAUGCA